GCUAAACACACACAGCAGCCGAAGCAGAGAGCACAGAGUAGAGAGAUGAGAGCUGUCACUUCACGAAACAAGCCAGUCCUCCUUCCCAUAACUCCAUGAACAAAAAGCAAGGCGCAGCAAUCCUUUAGGCAACUGUAGGGUUUUUUAUUUUUUCUGGUUCUCAGAGACGAAUAGACCCCCUUUUGGAUCCGUUUACCUUAAAUACCGUCUAUCCAAACAAACACCUGCUUGAGGAGUUCUUUAUGCUCGGAUGAGCCACUUCACCAAGGGACUAUAAUUCCUACUUCAUGUGAACGAAUAGGAGCCUAUGAUAAUAAUGCUUCGUAGCCCUGUUAUGUCUGCCUCCUCCACGCCGUUCUCAGUCAAGGACAUACUGAAGUUGGAGCUUCAGCAGCAUGCUCAACAACAGCGGCUCGCCUCACACCUUGGGCCGCCCCAUGAGCGCUCUCACCCCGGGCCACAGCAGCACCCUUACACCCUCCAGUCGCCCCCGUCUUGUAUGCUGGCAGAUAGGGACAGCCCCAGCCCCGGGCUCUCGGAAGAAGAGGAGAGGAUGUCCUACCUGAGUAGUCUGGCGGUUCAGGAGCAGCUGAUGGAAACGGGUCUAGCCGGGGAGAUGUUCAUUUCCCCGGGGCUGCAGGGACACUCAGCCGACACCAGCCUGGAGGUUGAGCAAGAGGACAUAAACGCCAGUGAGUGGGUGAUUCCUGGAUUACCAGCAUAUCCUAGCCAUUUAAUUCUGAAAGAAAGUAUUGUAUUGUAUUCUAUUAUUUUAGCUUCAAUAGGAUUGCAGUAGUCUAGGUUAUCAGGCUCAUUUAUUACAUUCGAUUACAUGAUUAUACACUCACAAUACACCCAUUAAUAUAGGCCUAAAUCAUUCAUAUUUCUUCUUCCAUGUAACUAGACUACCUCAGCCUAGACUACUUCAGUUUAACGACGAUGUCAUCUACAUGCAGGGAUCAUCUGUAAAUAAAGGAUACAUCGUUUUGGAGAAUAACAAAACACAAAACGACAGCGUUUGACACUCAUGCAUGGCCGAAACACCAGAUAUAAAAAAACAUCGACAAUUAUUAGUUUUAUACAAUUAUUUAAAGAGCCAUGUUUUUUUUUAUUGUCAGCUAUACACUUAGGCUACACAAUGCGCUGAAAUGACUAGACUACCAUAUUUUUUCUACACAAUUGUUGUUCCACACAGUUGAUUUCCUUUUUAGAAAUGACGAGUAAUAUUGGGCCAACUUUAACUAGGCCACAAUUAUUUAAUGUAUUUACUGAUUGAAUAUGCUUGAAUAUUACCUAAUUAUUUAAUGCAUUUAGGCCUACCCUUUAUUCAGAUGAUCCCAUUAAGAAAAAAAAUAAGAAAAAAAAUAGAAGAAACACAUACAAUAUGAAGACAUGAAAACAACAAUAUUUCAAGAACAAAUAUAGGUAUCUGAUUUAAUUUUCCCUUGUGGUUAAUUGAUAUUCGUGUAAUUGAUUAGCCAAAUAAUUCACUCUGUUGGUAUCCAAGGUCUUAAUCAGUGCCUAGUUAGAGGGGAAUUAUAGAAAAAACAGGAAAAAACUGCAUGUAACCUACUGCGGACCUCCAGGAUUACAAUAUUUGUUUUGUAUAGAAAAUGUAGAUUAAUCUGUCAACGUUAGAUUACUAAAAUCCCUCUCUCCUCUCUUUCUCCAGAAUCUUGUGGCGCAAUGGGGGUGAGGGCCUGUGAGGAGUCCGCGCAGGCGCACUCGGACUCGGAGAGACUCCCAAAACAGCAGAGGACCCGGCGGAAACCGCGCGUGCUCUUCUCCCAGGCGCAGGUGUUCGAGCUUGAGCGGCGCUUCAAGCAGCAGCGUUACCUGUCCGCCCCCGAGAGGGAACACAUGGCGAACACUCUGAAACUGACCUCCACACAGGUCAAAAUCUGGUUCCAGAACAGGAGGUAUAAGUGUAAACGGCAGCGACAGGACAAGACCCUGGAGAUGGCCGGACACCCUCACCAUCCUCCCCCACCUAGGAGAGUGGCAGUACCGGUGCUGGUGCGGGAUGGGAAGCCCUGCCUGGCUGGAUCUCAGAACUAUAAUACAUCCUACACUGUUGGAGCGGCCAGCCCCUUUAGUUAUAACGGCUACCCGGCUUAUACUUACAAUAAUCCGGUGUAUACUAACACUUACUCAUGCACGUACUCUAGCCUGCCUGCUCUAGCACCCAACUCUACUGCUAACGCCUUUAUGAACAUGGGUCUGGCGAACCUGGGCGCGUCGACAUCUCAGGCCCAAACACCGCAGGGAACUGGCUGCCAAGGAACUCUGCAGGGCAUUCGAGCCUGGUAG
Molecule: messenger RNA, 2310 nt
Organism: Coregonus sp. 'balchen'
Lineage: Eukaryota; Metazoa; Chordata; Actinopteri; Salmoniformes; Salmonidae
Source: the annotation of a GenBank genome assembly